Molecule: messenger RNA, 1002 nt
Organism: Leptomonas pyrrhocoris
Lineage: Eukaryota; Euglenozoa; Kinetoplastea; Trypanosomatida; Trypanosomatidae
Exons: 1
Coding region: 103-1002 (299 amino acids)
Source: RefSeq, a predicted model, not a curated record
AGUGUUCUUUCGCGCACGCUCUCGCACUCGCAUUCGAAUUCGCCACGCAGGUUGAAGGUAACUUUUUCGUUCUUCCUCACACGCACAGAAACAGAAACAGAAAUGAACGUGACCGCGACGUACCUCAACCCAACGCAGCAGCUGCGGUUUCGGCAGGCGGCCCAAAGCCACAAAUACCUCAAAGAGCUCAACGAGGCCACCGAAGAAGCCGUCCGGUGCCACGACAAGUACUUCGCCGCGCUGGAGAAAGUGAUGACCUGCCUGCUGAACAACAACGACAUUCUCGAGGAGGUGCGCCAGACCAUCGGCCCGGAAGGCGCGACCGUCGUGCCGACAACGCCCGCCACCACGCAGCUGGUCUCGGCCUACACGAACUGGAAGAUGUCCGGCGAGGUUGACGCGCUGCGCGGGGAGGUGGAGGCGCUGCGCGUGCUCAGCACCGAGGGCCGCCACACCGCCAAAGCCACGAGAAUACUAUCGGAGAAUGUCGCGCGCAGGGCGAGGAGGUGCGCUGACGUCAACAGGCCGGCGUAUCAGGCAAAAAUCGCCCACUGCAAAGGAAAGGCGCAGGAGAAACUCGUCAACAACGCCAGAGACGAAAACGCGAAGAUGGUGCAGAUGGACACGUUGCUGUUUCAGGCCUUGAAGGCGAACAGCGUGUGGUGGUCCACCAAGCUGACGUGCCGGACAAACGAGUUGUACGCUGCCUUCGCGCGUCUUGGCGGUCGUGCUGCGGUGGCGUUCCCCGUGCCGAUGUACGCUUCUGCCGCCGCUGCUGCACCCGUGACGCAGCCUGUGAUGCGGGGCUCCGAUCUUCGUCCUGCAGCUGCUGCGGAUGCCGGCACGGCUUAUGCGCCGUCAAAUGUGCCGACCUAUCACGCACACAGCUCUUCCCCACACCUUUCUGCGCAGGUAAGCAGUGCCCACAGCGACGCUGCCCCUUACGCGAGUGGUGUUCCUCUGGAGUUUCAUGCGUACGAAAGCACCAAGAGCGCCGCGUAG